AUGGGCCUCCUGAAGUUCUUCUCUUCCAAGAAGUCACCCAACAAGCCGCAAAACGAGAUCAAGGUCCAGGCCUAUGAUGCCACCACUGCUUCCCUUCCCCCGCUCCUAGGAACAUAUCCCGUGGCUGGAAAUGGCCCAACAGCUGUCUUUGAGGGCUUGCAACGGUCUCAUUACAAAAUGAGCGAGACCAACUUGUCUUUUAUGACGGAUUUCGACAUCGCAGCUCCAGCCCCACCAGUUCCUCGAUUCCGCGAUACCAGUGCCCAACGUCCCAGUUCCGCUCCUGGCGGCGACUGGCGGAACCCAUCUCCAUCAAGUAAACCAGCGAGAAACUCGUCGAGGGGCCCGCCUCUCUCGUUCCGAAAACCGCGCAUCGGAUCGCUAUCGUCAACAAACUCAGGCUUCUCCCCCACGCCGAAGCAGCGGGCCGAUCUCUCGGCCGUCCCCUUCGAGGGCGACCCGUUCUUGCCUCCGCCAGCUCCGUUUUCACAUUCUCGUCAUAUGUCUAUGCGAAGUACUGGUACAGCCGCGAGGGGCUUUGUCGACCUUCUCGAUGCUCAGUCAGAAAUCAGACCAUCCGGCUUCCAAAGUCGGGUCAAGGCGUCGGGGGCGCGGGACUAUGGCGAAGAUGUCGCUGACAGGAAUAUUGGCGAGAACGGUGUUGACCUGGCAUCCGAGAGGGUCCAGGAAUUCUACGCCGCGAACACAAAUUUACGACCUCAAACCACAGGAACUUGUGUGAGGGACAAGAGAGAGACGUUUGUAAAUCCUGGGCGUCGUGAGUCCACGGUCAAUGAAAACCGCACCAAGUCGUUGACCACGUCGAUCGGCCAAGUCUCAUUUCGGUCCAACAUCUUGAACCCCGAAAGCUCUCUUAGCCGACAACCGAUCAUGGAGUCCGUUGCCGGGUCGGGUAGCGUUCGGCGAAGGCAAUCGUUGGGUGCUUACAUCCCAACUGCCCCCGUCUCGUUCGUCUCCUCAUUCGUCCCAGCCGGACCUUUGAACAGUCACCCCAUGACCUUCGGCGCAAUUGCCCCUCAAAUUGCCGCGAGGCAGCAGAAAAGACGCUCUACACUAGGUGGAGAGGCCCCAUUGGACACAAUGAGCAUACUGUCGACUUCGGUUGGCGGACAGGCCGAGUCUUCGUUGUCGCCAAAGACGUCACAGAAGCCACCUUACCUGGUCAAACACAAUUACUCGUUGCCUGUCCAACAACGACCGAAGACGUCAGGCCACAGUUAUGUCGAGUCGUUUCAGUCGAUGAGGCCGUCAUCCCGCGGAGGGUCAGUAGCUAGUUCCACAUUCUCCUCCCCAACCCAGAAGAACUCGUCAUCCAAACGGCACACCUUGUUCGCGAGAGGUCCAACUGCCCGCCAUACCGAGUGGCCACGGAACGCGAAGCUCGAUGAACCGAUUGACACAAGGGGAUGGGUCAGCCGAGUUGAGAUUGAGAGCUUUGAAAAUUCCGCGGAUGUGGCCUUGUCAGCCCCUUCACCGCAUGUGAUGAGAAGUGGCCGCUUGUGGCUUGAGGAACAAGAGGACUCGUGUCAGAGCCCGAAGGCCCCUUUGUCGCCGCACGGGAUAGGUACUCAGGAAGAGACCUUGGAGCAUUUUUCGAUGAGGAAAAGCAGCUUGCGUCAGUGGUCCAUGUCGUCUUCGUCUCCGACCACGUCAAGCACUAGCAGUUUCCAGCGCACGCAUUCUCGACGCACCACGACGACCUCGAUUGAUUUGGCUACCAAGUCGUCGCUCAGGAACGACAGCCAGACUUCGCUGCAUAGCGAGACAGGCGAUUUCGCCGCGUAUUGCGCAGCCCUCGAGAACGCCCUGUCGGCUCCCAUGGACCUGGCUAACCCCGAGACAAGCUUCAAUAUGGAUGACUACUUGUCAUCCGAGGACGACGUCGACGCGGACUCGUUUAUCACUACCCGUGAAAGGGAAUCAGUCCAUAUCGGCGGCAACGAGGAAGAACUUCUAUUCAGCGUCGAGGGUUACGGUGAACAGGGUUUUCAGCUGCCAGGGCUUUUUGACACUAUUUCCAAAAUACCAGACUCCAGCGCCACGUCACUAGAGCACUCGAAUAAGCGGUUCACGCUGAGUAACCCUAGUUGGUUCGCCCGCAGGGCGUCGCUGGACUCUUGGGCCGAGGCUCCUAUCUCGCCCGUCAAAGAAGAGAAAGGGAAAGAGGACGACGACAGCCUUUUUGAUAUCCCAAUUAGAUCGGAUCUGGCCCUCGGCCCCAGAGGCACACGGAGGAUCUCGGCGCUUGGGACCAUGUACCAGAGCACCUAUGCGAAUAGGGAGGAGGACAAGGCCGACGUGUGGAUGGCUGUACGGAUGCGGAAGGAGGCCAAGGCGCGGCAGCGGGUGGUGGUCAGGACCAGCAAGUCCCUUCAGAGGCUGGCUUGA
This is a messenger RNA of Colletotrichum graminicola M1.001, 2409 nucleotides long. RefSeq lists its product as uncharacterized. The coding region runs from base 1 to 2409 and encodes 802 amino acids. NCBI's taxonomy places the organism in Eukaryota, Fungi, Ascomycota, Sordariomycetes, Glomerellales, Glomerellaceae. The record is from RefSeq and is a predicted model, not a curated record. The transcript is spliced from 3 exons.